UUAGAGAGAAGCAAACCCAGCAGCUGAUCAUGAACAGAAGGGGAAUCAUGGAAAUGUCGUCGAACUUCGCAGGUUCCUUUCCGGGAGACCCAUCAGGAAGCGGUGGUGCAAGUUCGUCUGGAACCAAACCUCCGGGUCUCCAAGCUAUUCCGAGUAUGGCGCUACUCGGCCGUUGGAUUCAAGGUCUUCAAUUUUCCGCAACCCGAGAACUCGCUCUUCAUAACCUUGCCAAGAAUAGAGAAGCUUGUGAAGAGUAUGCUGUGGUGUUAUGGAAUUCUUUUGGUACUGUUUCCAUCCUUUUGCAGGAAAUAACUAUUGGUUACCAACUCCUAUCAACUCAAAUGAUUACAGACAGAAUAGCGAAUCGAGUGUGCAACGCUCUUGCUCUACUUCAGUGUCUGGCUGUUCACCCAGAAACAAGGCCAAAGUUUAUCAAGGCUAACAUGCCAUCGUAUGUUUUCCCUUUUCUGAACCAAACCAAGAAAGAAAAGCCCUAUGAACACAUAAGGCUUACCAGUUUGGGUGUUUUUGGUGCUCUGGUGAAGGGUGAAGAUCCAGCUGCUAUUCAUUUCCUGAUUGUUUCUGAUGUACUUCCCUACUGCCUUCAUGCUAUGGACAUUGGUGAUGAGCUGUCGAAAACUGUGGCUACAUUUGUGCUGCAAAAAAUCUUGUUGAGUAAUGAAGGCCUGAAAUAUUGCUGCGCCAUUGCUGAUCGGUUUUUCUCAGUCUGCCGUGCUCUGGAGCGUAUGCUUGACAAACUUCCCAAGCAGCCCUCCCCAAAGCUGCUGAAACUCAUCGUUUGUUGUUAUCUCAGGCUCUCAGAAACUCCCAGGGCAUGUGAUGGGUUAAGAAGCUGUCUUCCUGUGAAGCUGACUGAUACCGACUUCGUUGGAUCACUCUGCUCUGUAAGUGAAUUCAAGCGUUUUUUUUUUUGGAUAGUUUCUUCCUUAUGGCAUUGUUUUAAUGAGAGAUUCGUUAAACCUCAUAUGUGUUACUUUGUUAUUUUUUCCAGGAGGAGCCAUCGACUAUCGACUACCUGCAUCAAUUGCUCAAGAAUGUCUCCAAUGGGCGCACACCGACUAUCUGGGGGCCUAUAUAGAUGGCUCUUGGGUAUACAACAGUGUCCAGUACCAGACAUAGACAAACAAUAUAUAGAGAUGAGGGCACAGGUUUUUCUAUUUAGUUCUGAGCCAAGAAUGUAUGUUCUGAUAUAUCGUAGUUGUUUGUAUUUCAAGGAGAGUAUGUUGUUCAUCUUAUCUUCGGACGUGAACGAAAAAACGGGUUGGUGUGGUUUAUCGUAAGUUUGCACAACUGCGGAUGUU
Messenger RNA from Carica papaya (papaya), 1322 nucleotides. The record is from RefSeq and is a predicted model, not a curated record. Lineage: Eukaryota; Viridiplantae; Streptophyta; Magnoliopsida; Brassicales; Caricaceae.